This is a messenger RNA of Eurytemora carolleeae, 8986 nucleotides long. RefSeq names its product teneurin-m. Gene Ontology annotation, biological process: motor neuron axon guidance. Gene Ontology annotation, molecular function: protein binding. NCBI's taxonomy places the organism in Eukaryota, Metazoa, Arthropoda, Copepoda, Calanoida, Temoridae. The record is from RefSeq and is a predicted model, not a curated record. The transcript is spliced from 32 exons. The coding region runs from base 301 to 8127 and encodes 2608 amino acids.
GUACGACAGUCAGUCAGAUCGCGUCCGCGACCGAGAUCUUGAGAAAAAUAAGCAUUUCACCAUCGUUUCUCUAUUAACAGUAAACAUUGUUAAUAAUUCAAGAAUAUGAUAAUGACAUAAAAAAGAGUGACAAUAAUUUAAAAUUAUUAUUUUUGUUCCAAUUCAUACAAAACGCCAAGUGAGAAGUGAAGUAUUAAGAAUGUUUUCAAUGAAAGUAAUAAAUUGCUGAAGAAGUUUAAUUGAAGAUGAACGAAACGUAAUAUUUAUCCUAAGGUGUGUGGUUGAGGGUGUGUGUGUGUCAUGAACCGCUACGCCCCUGUAAGAACCAACAUGGACAACGAGGACAACUAUAACAGGGACGGAGCAAACUCUAACCAUACAAAUCCGUAUGACCACCAUGAGCUAGAAACUGACGCACACUAUGAGGCACCUUCUUGUCUUAAACGCAACCCAUCAGGAUCUCUGUUUAUACCGUCGGGGUUAGCGGAUAGUCCUCCUAGCGAAUCCACUUUGCCGCUAGAAUCCAGGAUCAAACAUUCCGCUUAUUCUCCUCACCAUACACUCAGAGCAUACAGUCCACACGAGACAACAAGUUCAAGGCUUGAAAACCUCUACACAAACUCAUCGUCUGUUUACAAUGUUGGUUCCCUGGGAACUCGGUUAGGGAACACACUACUGAGUAGGGGUGGAGUAGGAGGCGGAGCUAGUCCAGCCCGCUCACCUAACACCGAGAAAUUUACAAAUCUAGACACAUCCAGGUCUAAUCAUCUUCCUAACUAUGGGUCCAGUGGUCAUCUAACAGUUUACCAUCCCUCUACACAUCCUCUACACAAUGGUACUGCUAAACGACCAAACUCCACUAGUCAGAGCUCAACCAGCUUCAGGCUGAAAUCUGAUUUGUCUGGAAGAUGUUCCUGGAAGUUUAUCGCCAUCUUCUUCAUGCUCUUCAGCUUCCUUCUUAUCUCAGCACUCAUAUACACCGCAGCUUCAAAUCUGAUAAUGCGUGGAGUAGGAGGACUGGAAAAUGCGCAAGCGUGCGCGGUUAUAGAAGACAACGCGGCGAAUGCGCUUGAUGGCAGAGAGGAUAUUCUUAAAUCAGAGUACGAUGCUCCUAAGAAGAACCUAGUUGCCUCCUUGCCUCCUGAAAGUUCAAGUUUUAAGGAGUUACCCUUAGGAGUCAAACUAGCACAGAUCCUACCACCUUACAAGUUUUGGAACUUCAAGCUACAGCAGUUAAACUCAGCGUAUAUAAAUUUCGGGUUUAAUAUACCAAGAGGAGCUUCCAUAGGAUUGUAUGCCAGACGGAAUGCUAUCCCUACGAUCACCACCAAUGAUAUCAGAGAUGUGCUGAAAGGAUUUCGCGAAAAGAGAUCGACUGAGUUGUCGCUGUCGAAGUCUCUAAGCUACUACCUGGAGGCCGGUCACUGGUUUAUCUCUCUCUACAACGACGACAGUGAACCUCGACAGAUUGAGUUAACCGCCAGUAUUCGACUUGACCUAAGCUCAGGGUGUCCCAAGGGAUGUGGAGGUCAUGGUGAUUGUGUGUCAGGCUCGUGUGUCUGUCACAAGGGUUUCGUUGGCCCGGACUGUAUGCAGAGUACGUGUCCAGUUUUGUGCAGUGGGAACGGUGAGUACAGAGAUGGAGCAUGUAACUGUUUCCCAGGCUGGAAGGGUGUUGAGUGCUCAAUCAGGCAUAAUGAAUGUGAGGUUCCUGACUGUAACAACCAUGGUGAAUGUCAGGCUGGAGUGUGUGUCUGUUCCCGUGGGUAUACAGGACUAUUCUGCCAACAAGUUGACUGUGCUGACCCAACCUGCUCAGGACGUGGUAAAUGUCUGCAUGGAGAAUGUCACUGUACCCGAGGUUGGACUGGAACUAGUUGUGAGAAGAAGGAAGUGCUCCAGGCGUGCCCGCAGACCUGCUCCCAACACGGGGUGUGGGAUAUACAGCUCGGGGUGUGCAGGUGUGAUCCAGGGUUCAUUGGAGUAGACUGCUCGAAAGAGCGCUGUAGCCUGGAUUGUGGCGAGCACGGCGAGUGCGAGGGAGGAUCCUGCUCCUGUGCGCCUGGUUGGAGUGGAGCGCGUUGUACUGUACGUGAAUGUGAUCCACGUUGCAGUGCGCACGGCAGUUGUUCCAACGGUACAUGUCUAUGCACAAACGGAUGGAAUGGAAAGCACUGUACUUUGGAAGGUUGUCCCGGUAACUGUGGAGGGCACGGUACAUGCAGUACAAGCUACGAGCUGGCCUGGGAGUGUAUGUGUGAGAGUGGUUGGUACGGUCCUGGGUGUGAUAUUCAGCUGGAGAAUAGCUGUGAUGACAGGAUCGAUAACGACAAAGAUGGGUUGGUUGACUGUGAGGACCCAGAGUGCUGUGAAUCUCCGGUCUGUGAACGAUCUCAACUUUGUCACACGGUUUCAUCUCCUAUAGAUAUAUUGCUCAGGAAGCAGCCUCCCGCAAUGACUGCACCGUUCUAUGAGCGAAUGCGAUUUAUAAUCGAAGAAAAUGGAUUACAAAGCUACGCGCAGAAGAUUGCAUUCAACGAAAGUGUCUAUUGGAGCAAAUUUAAACCCCGUCGGGCUGCUGUAGUGCGCGGUCAGGUGAUUACGCCAAGUGGAAUGGGACUGAUAGGGGUUCGAGUUUCGACGAACGGAGUCAACGAAGGGUUUACAAUGACGAGAGACGAUGGAUGGUUUGAUCUGAUGGUGAAUGGUGGAGGACCUGUCAUGCUCCAGUUUGGAAGGAAUCCUUACUCACCACUUAGGUUAUCCCUGUAUGUACCCUGGAAUGAAGUAAUGGUUCUAAGCCCUGUAAAACUGACACGGCGUGAGGUUCAUGUACAACUACCAGAGCUGUACAAUCCCAUCCCUACCUGUACACAACACGAUUACAACAAGAUGCAGCCGAUUGUCCAGACCUCCUGGCACUCCUACACCAGGGGCGGGUCCGGGACAGGGGCGGGGAUACUCUCGGAGUCCAGGGUUCUCCGGGAGUCCCUGGAGAUACCUGGAUCCAAUAUCAACCUUGUAUACACAUCUAGCAGAGCAAAGGGAUACUAUUCAAUAAUCCAGCUCCAGCUGACCCCUCAGAUACUACCUGAUGGUCUGACUAGAAUACAUCUUAUCAUCAGUAUUGAAGGUGUACAAGAGGAUAAGCUGUUUGAGGCUGAUCCUAACCUGCAGUACACUUACGCCUGGGAUAGGCUAAACGUGUACAGGCAGAGGGUUUAUGGAGUCACUACAGCAAACAUAAAGGUUGGAUAUGAGUAUAGUAGCUGUGACCUGGUCUGGAUAGCACUGACCACCAAGGUUGGAGGACAUGACAUGGUUCUAUCAGAUAUUGGAACCUGGAACCUGAAUGUACACCACAAGUACAACUAUCACGAAGGUAUCCUGCAGAAAGGAGAUGGAACCAACAUUUACUUGAAGUAUACUCCCCUUGUCGUCACUAAUUACAUGGGAACCGGUCAACCUAGGGAUGUCGACUGCUCUAACUGCAACGGACCCGUUGCCGGAAAAGCUCUCCUGUCGCCGAAAUCGAUCGCUGCCGGUCCCGAUGGUUCUGUGUUUAUCGUCGAUCAUAGUUUGGUUCGACGAAUUAGUCCCGAGGGAGAGGUGACAACACUCCUCCAGCUAAAUACAACCCGGACUGGAUACAGAAACCAUCUUGCACACCGUACAUACACCCAGGAGUUGGAACACAGACAGACACUGUACAUAGCUGUACCAGACCUGUACAUAAUCAUCAAGCUGAAGAGUGUAGAGAAACCUGGAAAUGUAGAGAGGAACUGGUCUCCUGCUAUUGGAUCUGGUGAACGUUGUCUACCUGGAGAUGUAGGAGAGUGUGGAGAUGGUGGGAAGGCAGAACUAGCUAAACUAUCCUAUCCUAAAGGAAUUGCUGUUGGACCAGAUGGCCGAGUGUAUAUAGCAGACGGGAACAAUAUCCGGGUAGUGGAUGAGUUUGGUAUAAUCUCUACCUUGGUGGGACACCAGAACCAUCGGUCAACCUGGAAACCUCUGCCCUGCUCCGGAGCCGUUCCCCUAGCUGACGUCCAGCUCAACUGGCCGACAGAUCUAGCGAUUAAUCCUCUGGACGGAACCCUCCAUUUUAUUGAUGAUAGUAUGGUACUGAGUCUAACUAAGGAUGGAAGGGUUCAGAUAGCUGCGGGUCGACCUCUACACUGCCAUCCUAGUCAGUAUCAGGAGGAUUCUCCACAAAGUUCUGCUCUUAUUGAACCUCAAUCCAUCAGUUUCAGUCCUAGGGGAGAGCUUUAUAUAGCAGAGAGCGAUUCUCAGAGGAUAAAUCGCGUGAGGAGAGUUGCGCAGAAUAAAAUUGAAACGAUUGGUGGAAAAAAUUCUAAUUGUAAUUGCCGAGAUUCUAACUGCAAGUGCUUUGAUCCUGACUCUCAUCUUGCGGCUUCCACAAGAUUUAGUGCUAUAAGUUCUAUUGCAGUUAGUCCUGAUGGGAAGCUUUAUAUUGCAGAUCAAGGAAACUUCAGGAUUAGAACUGUUGCAUCCCACAUGCCAACUAACGAGGAGGAGGAGGUCUUCGAGGUUCCAGACCCAGACAGUCAGGAGCUCUAUGUGUUCAACAGGUUUGGUCAGCAUAUUCUGACCAAGGACCUUCUCACAAAAUCUCUGAUCUACAGUAUGGAGUACAGUCAGACUACGUCUACGGGUAAGCUGGUGACUAUAGCGGACUCUAGCGGCAGAAAACUAACUAUUCUACGGGAUUACAGUGGACAGGUGACUGCACUACAAACAUCCAAUGGGCAAAAGCAUGCAGUUAAGGUGAAUAGAAUGGGAUACUUGGAAGCAUUUGAUACACCUGAAGGUUACAGUGCAGAGUUCCAUUAUGUCUCCACCACUGGGUUACUGCAGAGCAAACUAGACAGUCAAAACUAUGGAUAUAUGUUUAAAUACGACCAAUAUGGACGUUUGAUACAGAGUGUUUCCCCCUCAGGAGAGAUAACUUUCCUUACAUUUAAUUUAACUUCUCAUGGUGGAAACAUUCAGGUCGGUGAAACUGUUCUAAAUGUCAAUGAUAACAAAGUUAUUGAGCUCUCUCUGGACGGAUUAAGGAGAAAGGAAACCUCAAUUCUCUCUGAUAAAUCAGUUGAGGUUAAGAAUGGGGAGCGAAAACUAACCCUCGCAACUAUAACCCACCCGGUUAUCAGUCACAGUCAUCCCAUCAUUGGAGACAGCUAUCCUAUGAUCGGAGAAAUGCGGGUAGAGUCGGGUUCAAAUCUCAUUAGUAAGAUUGAUUGGGAAUUGAGUCUGCAGACAAGUGGACAUGACAAGCAACUACUCGGUAUCAAUAAGAAACUCAGAGUUAAUGGAGAAAACCUGCUUCUUGUUGCAUAUGACAAGCUGCAGAGAAGAGAGAUGCUCUACCUUCCUGACAAAACAGAACUUCUGGAGAUAAAAUAUGAUGAGAAUUCUCGGCCCAUCACCUGGGCCGCCCCGUCCCUCGGUCACGGUGGCUGGGCAACUGUAUCCCAGAGGUAUGACAGGUUUGGACACUUGGAACACUGGCAGAGAGGGGAAAUCCAGGAAAAUUAUUCAUACGACAAAAACGGACGUCUGGCCACAGUGAUCCGGGGUAAUGGAACCGUUCUAUCAUAUGAAUACAAAGAUCGGGAGACAAUACCAUUUAAAGUUAGAACAGGGAAUGGAGCAACUUUUCUCAUAGAUUAUGAGGGUAAAUCUGGUGCAGUAAAAUCCAUAACAACACCCCGAGGACAUAUUCACAGUUGGAAUAUUCUCCCCGAUAUCGGAAGUAUCCGCUGGAGCUAUAUUGCUCCCUGGAGCACACAACCCUAUUCAGUAAUUUUCAAUGUUCGCGGAUUUCUCCAAUCUGUGAAGUAUCCCGGAAAUGAGCAGGUUUCCUACAUCUAUACAAACUCAGGAGAGCUCCAAAGUAUAUUUGCUGGACAAACGGAGAUUGAGUUUACUCAGGAACCAGAAUCAGGACUCAUUGAAUCCAUUUUCAUCAGUCAGACAAACCUGGAUAUUCGUGAAAAAAGAAAAUAUCACAGUGAAUGGUUGAAGGAGCAGAAACUAAGGUUUGUUGGCAGUGUAGAUUUUGAGAAUGCUGUUAUCAAGUAUCAGUGGGACGGAACAGGACGCCCCGCUAAGGUCAGCUUCUCUUCCGGUUCCAAGAGAGAAAGAGCAGCUCCAGAGUGUACCUGGAGCUAUGAUCAGAAUGUUGGAACCCUCCAGGCUGUUGACAGUUUCCAGAUUAGAAAAUCUGGUUUCAAUAGAACAGAGAUUCAGGACCUGAAUGGAAACUUUAUGAAAAUCACGGAGCUGGAUGGAUAUGGAAAUAUUAAGAGGAUACUCUACAAAGUGAAGAGGCAACAAAUAUUUGGAUUUGAGUUCGAGUACAAUAAUGAAAACCUGCUCCAUCAUUCUUCCAUCAUUGAUGAGAACGGUAGAACGGAAAAGGUUAGCUAUUCCUACACAGUGGACCAACAGCUGGAUAAAUCCUGGGGAAAUACCAACUAUGAUUGUGAUUACGAUGAGAAUGGUAAUAUGAUAAUGCACAGCAAGGAUGCAAGGAGAGAUACUAUUAUCUAUGGACCAGGAGACAGGAUAGAGAGCUGUGGAAGCAUGAAGAUUGUUUAUGAUACGAGUGGAUUUGUGACGGCCAUAGACAAUGAGAGGUUCCUCUUCAACGCUCUCGGACAACUUACUGAAUACAUCAAUGAGAAUGAAAUCAAGGUUCGACACUACUAUGAUCAUCUGAACCGUCUGGUUGGUUGGACGGAUUCUGCAGGGGGUAGCUCACAAUACUUCUACACCAACCCUCUCCAUCCAUAUCAGAUUACUUACAUCAACAAUAAGAACGAAAAUACUCAGAAACUAACAUAUGAUAAUAACGGACAUUUGAUUCAGAUUGAGAGCACUGACAAGAUUAAUUAUGUUGCUUGUGAUCAAUUUGGGUCUCCAGUCCUUGUCUUCCAGCCAAAUGGAAAUGUAAUAAAGAGACUAAAAUACUCUCCCUUCGGGGCGGUGACGGAUGAUAGUAAUUCCAAUAUAUUCAUUCCUAUUGGUUUCCAAGGUAGGAUUGCAAGCAAACAUGGUAAAUUUCUGCUGGAAAAAGGACGGGUUUACAGCAGUAGAAUAAUCCAGUGGUUGAACCCGGACUGGUCUAACAUGUUGAACAAGAUCAUGACUCCGUCAGAUUUGUUUAUCUACAGAUUCAAGAAUAACAAUCCCAACAGGCCAGACGUAGGAACUGAGUAUUUGACCAGCAUGUCUAGCUGGGCCAAACUUUACGGAUUUGAUGUUGAGAAAAUAUUUCACGCUGCUAAAUCUAGAGUAGAGACUCAACCUGAACCCUUCCAUCAGCUUACCCUCACCUCGCUCUUCCCAGCUCACAAAAUCAUAUCGGAGACGGAUUCUCUAGUUGAUAAUGCUUUAGCUCAUCUUCAAGAUCUCUGCUUUAUCCACCCAGUUCCUGAAGUUGUUAACACAAGGCGGGUAGAACUAAUUCCUAAAUUCUUCAGUUCUCCUCCAAACUUUGGACGGGGUUUCCUCCUCUCCGUGAUCAACUCCGAUACAGCUCUGGUAAACCCUGUUGAGGUUCAGAACAGUGUAGUUCAGAAGAUAUUUGAGUCGGUUCUUAAUAACUCUAUAUACCUGGAUACUAGCUUCACAGACUCCAGUAAGUCAGUUUACUACUUUGUAAAGCCUAACUUAAACCGGUUUUCUCUUGACAGUGACACUGUCCGCCGUUUAGCAGGAGAAUUCACGGUCUCACACAAAGAAAUUGACAUCGGAAAAGAACUUAGCAUUGUAAACGACAAGUUCGAAGUCCGAGUUCUCUAUGGAAAUCUGCCAACAGUAUACAGAGCAGAGCUCCUGAAAACCUUCUCAGGUUUAGCGAUCAACAAGGCCUGGAUUCGGGAGAAGGAGAUCAUCAAACGUGGUUUCUCCGGUACCGGAGAUUGGAGCCCGUCCGAGAUUGCCGAAUUACUCAGAUCCGGUAUGGUUCGAGGAUUCGAGGUCACAGAAAUACAAUCUAUUGACAAGUUUCCAUUCCUAGCUCUUGACCCAACCAAUCGCGAGUUUAAUAAAUUCGGCCAACGAGGCCGAAAGAAUCGUCACAGACGAAAGCAUCAAGAUUAGAUUUAGAAAUUCCCCGAAGUGAGAGAGGAAAGAAACAAUAGUGCUACCAAAGUUUUUAUACUGUAAACCCUAUUUAUUAUACAUGAAGAAGAUCGAACACUUUAUCUUUACCCCAACUGUGUUUGUGAAGAAAGAUUAAAAUGGUGGACAACCAUGUCCUGUCCUAGUCAUAUCACAAGACUACAUCAAGAUUAUUUAUAUAUGAAGAUUAAAGACGACCCUUCUAGAGGGUCUGCUUGAAAACCCCCGCCAUGAAAUGAAUAGUUGUGCAUUUUAUUUAUGAAAUUUUGUGCUUAAUAGAUACAGGGUGUAGACAACAGUUAGGACAGCUGUUUAAACAGAAAAGUGACGAGCUGUUCCAAUUUUAUGUAAACAAUUGGGACAACUAGUAGAUAUAGUUGGGACAGCUGUUAUUUCUCCCAAUACAGUUAAUAGAUGUUAUGUUUCACCUAAACUUUGGUAUAGUAAAUACUUGUUGUACACUUUUUUAAAAUGUUUUUGUUUUCCGGCAACCAAUGCAAAAUGAAAUAGCUUUUAAUUGAAUGUUGAUUACCAGGGAGGGUUAACAUUGUAAAUCCUAUCCUUUAGCUACCAUAAUCAUAUAUGUUGUUAAAAUGUCGUCAUAAAUGCAUUAUUUUGCAUAAAAACCUGUUUUUCAUUUAUUCUUUCUCAAAUCUACUCUUCUAAGUUGAAAGCACAAAAUGUGUUUAAGGUGAUCGGAUAUCUUAAACACCAUUUUCAUCCGUUUAAAAUAUUCAUUUUAAAAAGCUCAAAUUUAUACAGUUGAUGAAUUUGUAAUGAAAUAUCUAGAAAAGAAUAAGGUUACUUGUUCAACGUAACCCCCCCCUCCCCCUCCUUA